UUUCUGCUCUUUGUGUGGGGCGGAUUAGCGGACAGCGACCGAGCCGAGAGCAUCAGUUACCGGAUCCGAAGCCAAGCGCCGUCGUCGUGUUUUUACGCCGCGCUCAUCGUCCCGUGCGGACAUGCGAUUUGCAGGCUGGACUGCUUUGUGAGUAAACGAUCGCAGCCAUGACGACCCACGUGACUCUGGAGGACGCGCUGUCCAACGUGGACCUGCUGGAGGAGCUGCCACUCCCCGACCAGCAGCCAUGCAUCGAGCCUCCACCCUCCUCCAUUAUGUACCAGGCAAACUUCGAUACCAAUUUUGAGGACAGAAAUGCUUUUGUGACCGGCAUCGCCCGAUACAUCGAACAGGCCACAGUCCAUUCCAGCAUGAACGAAAUGCUGGAGGAGGGACAUGAAUACGCUGUCAUGCUGUACACAUGGAGAAGCUGCUCGAGAGCCAUUCCCCAGGUGAAGUGUAACGAGCAGCCCAACAGAGUGGAGAUCUAUGAGAAGACUGUGGAGGUGUUGGAACCCGAGGUCACCAAGCUCAUGAAGUUCAUGUACUUCCAGCGUAAGGCGAUUGAGCGUUUUUGUAGUGAGGUAAAGCGUCUGUGUCACGCUGAGCGCAGGAAAGACUUUGUAUCCGAGGCGUACCUGCUUACCUUGGGCAAAUUCAUCAACAUGUUCGCUGUUCUGGACGAACUCAAGAACAUGAAGUGCAGUGUCAAGAAUGACCACUCCGCUUACAAAAGAGCCGCUCAGUUCCUCAGAAAGAUGGCCGAUCCACAGUCUAUCCAAGAAUCCCAAAACCUUUCCAUGUUCUUGGCCAAUCACAACCGAAUCACACAGUGUCUGCAUCAGCAGCUGGAGGUGAUCCCUGGCUAUGAGGAGCUCCUGGCAGACAUUGUUAACAUCUGUGUGGACUACUAUGAGAACAAGAUGUACUUGACACCCAGUGAGAAACACAUGCUGCUCAAGGUGAUGGGCUUCGGGCUUUAUCUGAUGGAUGGAAACGUCAGCAACAUCUACAAGCUGGAUGCCAAGAAGAGAAUAAACCUCAGUAAAAUCGACAAGUUCUUCAAGCUCCAGGUCGUGCCUCUGUUUGGGGACAUGCAGAUUGAGCUGUCGCGGUAUAUCGAGACAAGCGCCCACUACGAGGAGAACAAGUCAAAGUGGACUUGCACCCAGAGCAGCAUUAGUCCCCAGUAUAACCUGUGUGAGCAGAUGGUGCAGAUCCGAGAUGACCACAUCCGCUUCAUCUCAGAGUUAGCACGCUACAGUAACAGCGAGGUGGUCACAGGCUCUGGAUUGGACAGCCAGAAGUCUGACGAGGAGUACAGGGAGCUGUUCGAUCUGGCCCUCCGAGGUUUGCAGCUCCUCUCGAAGUGGAGCACUCAUGUCAUGGAGGUGUACUCAUGGAAACUUGUGCACCCCACUGAUAAAUUCUGCAACAAGGACUGUCCUGGCACAGCCGAGGAGUACGAGCGUGCUACACGCUAUAACUACACCAGUGAAGAGAAAUUUGCCUUGGUGGAAGUGAUUGCCAUGAUCAAAGGCCUGCAGGUGCUGAUGGGCCGCAUGGAGAGCGUGUUUAACCAGGCCAUCAGGAACACAAUCUAUGCUGCGCUGCAGGACUUUGCCCAGGUCACUCUGAGAGAGCCGCUCAGGCAGGCCGUGCGCAAGAAAAAGAACGUCCUGAUCAGUGUUCUACAGGCCAUUCGAAAGACCAUCUGUGACUGGGAGGGAGGCAGGGAGCCGCCCAAUGACCCUUGUCUAAGGGGAGAGAAGGACCCCAAAGGAGGUUUUGAUAUCAAAGUGCCCCGCCGUGCCGUUGGCCCCUCAAGUACCCAGCUGUACAUGGUGCGAACCAUGCUCGAGUCUCUGAUCGCAGACAAGAGUGGCUCAAAGAAGACGCUGCGCAGCAGCCUGGAUGGCCCGAUAGUUCAGGCCAUAGAGGACUUUCAUAAGCACUCCUUCUUCUACACCCACCUCCUCAACUUCAGCGAGGCCCUUCAGCAGUGCUGUGACCUGUCGCAGCUUUGGUUCCGAGAGUUCUUCCUGGAGCUCACCAUGGGUCGGCGCAUCCAGUUCCCCAUUGAGAUGUCCAUGCCCUGGAUCCUCACUGACCAUAUUCUGGAGACCAAAGAACCCUCCAUGAUGGAAUAUGUGUUGUAUCCUUUGGAUCUUUAUAAUGACAGUGGAUAUUACGCUCUAACCAAGUUCAAGAAGCAGUUCCUCUACGAUGAGAUAGAGGCUGAGGUGAACCUGUGUUUUGAUCAGUUUGUAUACAAAUUAGCUGAUCAAAUAUUUGCUUACUAUAAAGCAAUGGCGGGGAGUGUUCUCUUGGACAAGCGCUUCAGGGCAGAAUGUAAGAACUACGGCGUGAUUAUCCCUUAUCCCCCCUCGAACCGCUAUGAGACGCUGCUGAAACAAAGGCAUGUGCAGCUCCUGGGUCGCUCCAUUGACCUGAACAGACUGAUCACCCAGAGGAUCUCAGCAGCCAUGUACAAAUCCCUGGACCAUGCCAUCAGCCGCUUUGAGAGUGAAGACCUCACAUCUAUAGUGGAACUCGAGUGGCUGCUGGAAAUAAAUCGACUGACUCAUCGGCUGUUGUCCAAACACAUGACCCUGGACAGUUUUGACGCCAUGUUCCGGGAAGCCAACCACAACGUGUCUGCUCCAUACGGCCGCAUCACACUGCACGUCUUCUGGGAGCUCAACUUUGACUUCUUGCCAAACUACUGCUACAAUGGCUCCACCAACAGAUUUGUGCGCACAGCAAUUCCCUUUACCCAAGAGCCUCAGCGCGAUAAACCUGCCAAUGUUCAGCCGUACUACCUUUAUGGCUCUAAGCCUCUGAACAUCGCAUACUCCCACAUCUACAGCUCCUACAGGAACUUUGUGGGUCCCCCGCAUUUCAAAACCAUCUGCCGUCUCCUUGGUUACCAGGGCAUCGCUGUAGUGAUGGAGGAGCUGCUGAAAAUUGUCAAGAGCUUGCUCCAGGGCACCAUUCUUCAGUACGUGAAGACUCUGAUAGAGGUGAUGCCGAAGAUCUGCCGUCUGCCUCGCCAUGAGUAUGGAUCGCCAGGUAUCCUGGAGUUUUUCCAUCACCAGCUCAAGGAUAUAAUUGAAUACGCUGAGCUGAAGACUGAUGUGUUUCAGAGCCUAAGGGAGGUUGGGAACGCAAUCCUCUUCUGCCUCCUUAUUGAGCAAGCUCUGUCCCAGGAAGAAGUCUGUGACCUCCUUCAUGCAGCUCCAUUCCAGAACAUUCUCCCCAGAGUCUACAUCAAAGAGGGUGAAAGGUUGGAGGUCAGGAUGAAGAGGCUGGAGGCGAAGUAUGCUCCUCUGCACUUGGUUCCUCUUAUUGAGAGACUUGGCACUCCACAGCAAAUUGCUAUAGCACGAGAGGGAGACCUGCUGACAAAGGAGAGGCUGUGCUGCGGGUUGUCAAUGUUUGAGGUCAUCCUCACACGCAUCCGCAGCUUUCUGCAGGACAGCGUGUGGCGCGGGCCACCACCCAGCAACGGUGUCAUGCACGUGGACGAGUGCAUGGAGUUCCACCGGCUCUGGAGUGCCAUGCAGUUUGUCUACUGCAUCCCAGUGGGCACACAUGAGUUCACCGCAGAGCAGUGUUUUGGAGAUGGACUGAACUGGGCUGGCUGUGCCAUCAUCGUGCUGUUAGGCCAGCAGCGGCGCUUCGACCUCUUUGACUUCUGUUACCAUCUACUGAAGGUCCAGAGACAGGAUGGCAAGGACGAGAUCAUCAAGAAUGUGCCCUUGAAGAAAAUGGCCGACCGCAUCCGAAAGUACCAGAUCCUCAACAAUGAGAUCUUCGCCAUCCUCAACAAGUACAUGAAGGCUGUUGAGACGGACAGUUCUACAGUCGAGCACGUUCGCUGUUUCCAGCCUCCUAUACACCAGUCCCUGGCCACCACAUGUUAAAAACCUCAGCCUACCACCGACACGCCUCCCUCCGGUGUGGGCGGAGUUUACAAGCAUAAGCAUUUUCUCGGCCGCUGCUUUCACAGUGGCACACAUACCUCCACAGUUGUCCAAAAAUUCGAUCCUCACGUGAACUGAAGGCCUUAUCCACUGUUCUCUGAGCCUCAAUUCUGAACAUCCCAAUCAGAUUCGUAAGCUAUUACACCAGGUCCUGCCUGGAAUACACAAGGCAAAUGAAGGUAAAGUGAAAAGUAACACAUUUAAAUAGAAUUAUUAAAUUAACCAGAGCGCGUAUAUAAAUUUUUAUUGUGAUUUUUUAAUUUUAUUUAUUUAUUUUUUAUUCUUGAGAUCAUUCCACUUGGCGAUACUGAUAGUAAAUGGGCUUUGGUAAAGACCAUCUUGGCAUGGCCAUUGUCCAUCUCUUUCAAUUAAAUUUACAUUUUAAUUUUUAAUGGAUGUCCCGAAAGAAAUACAGUACAGUCGUAACCAAAAUAAUAAUAAUAAUAAUCCGGUUCAUGUCCACUAAAGCGUUAAUCUAGUUUAAAUGCUUAUUUAUCCUUCUUAUAUUUGACACAUUUCAAAGAAGUUACCACAUACCGUUUCCUUCAUGACCCACUUAACUCUGCUUUUCUCAAUUCCUUUUAAAAUGAUCCUCCAGCGGAUUUACUCUUAAA
Neoarius graeffei (lesser salmon catfish) is the source of this 4600-nucleotide messenger RNA. It is a transcript of the gene cyfip2, whose product is annotated as cytoplasmic FMR1 interacting protein 2. Gene Ontology annotation, cellular component: synapse; neuron projection. Gene Ontology annotation, molecular function: small GTPase binding. The coding region runs from base 168 to 3926 and encodes 1252 amino acids. NCBI's taxonomy places the organism in Eukaryota, Metazoa, Chordata, Actinopteri, Siluriformes, Ariidae. The transcript is spliced from 29 exons. Gene Ontology annotation, biological process: regulation of actin filament polymerization; cell morphogenesis; apoptotic process. The record is from RefSeq and is a predicted model, not a curated record.